CACACAGAAGUUAGAGAGAGUGCGAAAAUGGCAGGAAUCAUUGGCAAGAUUGGAGAUGCCCUCCACAUUGGAGGAGAUAAGAAAGACGGCGAGCACACGGACAAGAAAGGCGAGCAGCACACGGACAAGAAGGACGAGCACCACAAGGACAAGAAAGACGACCACCACAAGGAGAAGGAAGGCGACCACCACAAGAAAGACAAGGGCGAGCACAAAGACAAAGGCGAUAAGAAAAAGAAGAAGAAGGAUAAGAAGAAGGAUGGCCAUGGGAGCGGCAGCGGCAGCAGCAGCGACAGCGAUUGAUCAGCCCUUGCUACUUCGCAUGUGCAUGCAUCUGCCCAAUAAUCAGUUUGAUUUGCCGUGUAGGUGUUUCAUGUUUGGGGCGUCAAGAGAGCAUGCUCAAGUCCUGUUUCCUUUUCGUUACGGCCAAUAUUUACAUUCAAGAAGAAAAGGCUUCUUUCACAGCCCAACCAAAAACCCAAAAAAACGUGUUUAUUUGCUUGUUACUAGCAAGUUGUAAAAUGUUUCUGUGAAACCUUGGAAAGCCUUUGUGAUAUGAAAUAAUAAUGUGGAUGAAUGCUCAGUA
Molecule: messenger RNA, 586 nt
Organism: Pyrus x bretschneideri (Chinese white pear)
Lineage: Eukaryota; Viridiplantae; Streptophyta; Magnoliopsida; Rosales; Rosaceae
Product: dehydrin HIRD11
Exons: 2
Coding region: 28-303 (91 amino acids)
Source: RefSeq, a predicted model, not a curated record